Molecule: messenger RNA, 1365 nt
Organism: Nezara viridula (southern green stink bug)
Lineage: Eukaryota; Metazoa; Arthropoda; Insecta; Hemiptera; Pentatomidae
Source: the annotation of a GenBank genome assembly
AUGUUUUCGUCAGGUGCUAACUAUUCGAAAUUGAAAACAAAUCUUAGAUUAGCUAUUAAUAGAUUGAAACUACUCGAAAAGAAGAAAACCGAACUUGCUCAAAAAGCUAGGAAAGAAAUUGCUGAUUACAUUACUGAAGGAAAGUAUGAAAGAGCUAAAAUUAGAGUGGAACAUAUCAUAAGGGAAGAUUACAUGGUUGAAGCUAUGGAAUUGGUUGAAAUGUAUUGCGAUCUUUUACUGUCACGGUUUGGUUUACUUCAAGAAAUUAAGGGUUUGGAUCCGAGCAUUGCUGAAGCUGUUUCCAGCCUUUUGUGGGUUGCUCCUCGGCUGGCGACUGAAGUUGAAGAACUUAAAAUUAUUUCUGACCAGUUGACAUUGAAGUUUGGAAAGAAAUAUACAGAAGAAUGUAGAUCAAGUUCAGUUGAUGCUAUAUCAGAAAAAUUGAAACAUAAGCUCACAAUUCAAGCUCCACCUAAAAUUUUGAUCGAGAAAUAUUUGAUUGAGAUUGCUAAAAUAUUUAAUAUUUCUUAUGAACCUGACCCACAGGUGAUGAGAGAAUAUGAGCAGUCAAAGGGUAUGGAUGCAUUACUAUUUGAUUCGAACGGAGGAGCAUCAAACAAUUUAGGUGGGCCACCAAGACCUCCAGGUUUUAUCGGUUACCCCCAGCAACCCAUUGUUUCAGAUUUCCAACCUUUUAAUUAUCCUGCGUUAAAUAAUACAGUUAUACCUGCAGUGCCUGCUAUCAACGCUUUGGAAGAAAUUUCAGAAACAAAGACACCUGGAGGACCACCUCCGUUUGCAUAUAACAUACCACCUACGUUUGUUAACCAUGAUGUACCACCUCCUUACGAUGCUAAAACCAUUAAUACUUAUGUUCCCCCGCCUUACGGAGCCCAGCCAGACUCUAAUAAACAGGUGAAUGAUCAACCGAAGCCUAUGCCUCGAUCAAAAAUGUCGCCUGACAUUUCCAUUCCUGAAUUACCUUCUGUCCCAAGUGAUAACCUCCUCCCCGAACCAAGUAAUACUUCUGAUGGAGAGGACGACUUCAACGACAUAGCUCGGAGAUUUGAAGAAUUAAAGAGAAGGAAGUGAUUAAUUAAUUUACUUGUGAUGAAGCAAUGCUUUAUAUCCGCUUUUAUAUAUAUAUAUAAAAAAAAAAAAAAGAUAUACUAUUUAGUUUUAAGUCUGCCUUUUUUUUCAGUUAAAUGUUAUCAUGGAAUGAAUCAAAUAUUUUAAAAAAAAAUCUGUUGUAUAUUUUAGCAUUUAUUUAUUACGAACAAAAUAUGGCAGUAACAAAUUUAAUAUAUGUAUCCAUAUAUAGUUGCAAAUUCUUAUUUUAUUUACUAUUAAUAUGCUGUGUAGAAC